Amoebophrya sp. A25 is the source of this 7372-nucleotide messenger RNA. The record is from the annotation of a GenBank genome assembly. Lineage: Eukaryota; Dinophyceae; Syndiniales; Amoebophryaceae.
AUGCGACAAGGGGAGACGAUACUCACAGAGCAGCCAAUGCUGAAGGUCGAAUGCUUGGAGUUUGGGUUGGGUGCUGUCGUGUUGAGACGGAGGUCCAUAUUGAAACUUGUGGAAGAAACGGCGGCAGUCAAUCAAGGGAACACGAACGUCAGAGAAGUUUUAGAAUAUGGCAAACUGUUGGUCAAGGUCAUAAUCCUCGAAAUGUCACAAAGAUCACAAGGAUGAAGAUCAGCAAAAUGACCAAGAUCGCCAGGCAAAAGGUUACCGGAGCACCAUCCAAACGCCCGACGGGUUUACCGUCGCGCGGGUGUCUCUGGCUUCUCCUCUCUCUCUCGUUUGUGGCUCAAGCCUCCCAAUACAGUCAAGGACAAAACAGCACCGGAAUGAUCUCAAAGAUAACCUACAGACCUAAAUGCAUAUAGUUCCAAAAACAGUGAUCAUCAGGCAAAGGACCUUCAACGUAUUCAGAUAGAAGAAAUGAUGAAUGUUUCAUAGCUGUAAUCAGGUUCAUAACGUACUGUCAGUUCUGAUCAAUGAUGAGAAUCAACAUAGGAUGAUCGUAUGAAUCAAUGAUGAUAGCAUAAGCGUUUCCAUAUGAAAGUUUCCCCAUGCAACAUGAUAUCCCAAUGAUGAAGCUGAGACUUCCUCCAUGUAACCCCAAUGAACAUCCACAGGGAUCAAAGCAGCCAGAGAUCAUUAGUCUCAGGCUGUGAGUGCAAAUUGUGCAAACAGUAUCACUCUCAAGUGUUUCUCACCGAGAAACUAGACGCGACUUAACAGUCUGUGUUCGAAUGUAUCCAACACUACUUUGACCCUUGAGCUAAGUAUAGAGUAGAAAUCCAUCUAGAAACAACUUUUCAAAAUGUCCUGCGAUGCGAAAGAAAUUUCGAAGAAACUCGGACAGAAGUCCGACUGGCGAGCAUGGCAACUUGCCAUACGUCAGGAAGCUAGCCGUCUCGGCCUGCUUCAAAACUACACGAAUGUAGUCGGCAUUCCGGCAGCUCCUCAUGGUAUUCCUAACGGAGUUACCAAUCGGGAGGAAACAAUUCGGCAGAAGUGGCGCAACCUGAAAGAUGCGAUUAUUCGUAGUCUGAAAGGUGCCGCUGCGUCGUUCAUCAACAACCAGAACGAUAAUGGGCAGGUGGAUGCGAUGGAUGCAGGUGAGGUUGUUGUGCUCCUUCGUGAUGUAGGACACUUCGAUCAAAACAACCGUCAGGAACAACGGAUGAAAGUAAAACCGCUUACGGAUGGCGUGUUGAAGUUCCACAACGCGGAUCAACCUGCAGAUGUCACAGGAUUCUUGUCGAAAGUCCGAGACAUCAUGAACCAGUCGCCCACCGUGUACCCGCCGGAAGCAGGAGUGCCAGAAAGUGACCAACAAAAUGGUGCACUGCUACAGAAGUUGCCAGAGCUGUUCUGCAAGAACUUCAAGGCAACGAUCGAACGCAUGCAGGAAGAAGAUGGUCUGACAUUUGACCAGAUUGGUGACCGACUUGAAAAGCGUCUUGCGACGUUGAUCGAGGAGGGAACCUACAAAGUUGAGAACGAUUCCUUCGGGAAGGCGUUCCCGGUCAAUGUUCAGGAGACCUCGAAUAAGCGUUCUCGUGAAGAGGAAGAUGACGAGGAAAAGGCCAAUGAAGGUGGUAAGAUCUUUCUGUCUAAAAGUGCUCUCAAGCGCUUCAAGGCAAACACAAAGAAGAAGAUCGCCGCCGAGGUCUAUGCCUCCAAUUCGAACGGCAAAGGAAAGCCGCAGAACAAAAAUAAUAAAGGUUCUGGAAAACAAGAUACCCGUCCAGUCUGUUGGAUCUGCAACAAACCGGGUCACAAAUCCGCGUCUUGUUGGAAGAAUCCACAGAACCAGGCAAACUGGAACUGGAACACCAAUUCCCAAUCUAGUAGUGCUAUGGGUAAAGGUGGAAAGGGUAAUGGCAUGGUUCACAUGUCCCAAGUUGCGGAGCUGUGGCAAGCUCUCAACGGCGGAAAGCAGAGCUGAGUUGCGGAACCGGUGGAAAGCGGAUUUUGCUCGCUGAACUUGGAUGAAGAUGAGGGUGAAGAAAUAAACGUAAAUAAUACAGGGGAGGUAAAACUUGUGGGACAUAGUCUUUCAACUAGUUCCAUUACUGCAAGAGAAGAAGUUAGUCUGGUUGAUAGCUGUGCAAACAAAUACCUUUCAAGACACAAGGAUGACUUUAGUGAAAUAACUAUGAGAACUUGUAGGAUUACUGGUAGCGCUGGAAGUAAAGACGGAAGAGUAGGAAAACUAAAGUCAAACAUCUUAGGGCUCCAGUAUGGUGUUUAUUAUGAUUCACUACCAAAGGACUUAGAUCGUAUUAUACCUUGGUUAGGUGAAGGGAACUGCUCGCAAUUAGGAUGGGAAUUCAACUUCAAAGGCGCAGGUGGUUGUCUCGUACAUACGGACACCGGCCAGGCCAUACCCAUAAGAAGUCAUCCACGCUUGCAGCUUCCCAUACUUGCAUGCAACUUAUUUAAAGAAGAGACUGAUAGUGGUUAUAUUUGUUCAACAGUAGAAGAAGGAGUCAGUAGUUGUUACCUUACAAGACUCGAACUUCAUAGAAGAUGUGGGCACUUUCAUAUAGAUGGCCUCCAGGUAAAUUGCCCUGAGUGUGAUCUACAUAAAGGCCAACGCGCACCACAUGCAAAAGCUAGAGAUACUUCGAACUACAAACCUGAACCAUUGAAGUUACUAGCAAUCGACUUUGCUGUUGGAAUCAAACCCGUAUCAGUCAGGUCAAAGAGAUGUGUAUUAGUGAUCAUCUGUGAUGUAAUUAAGAAGGUGUUCUGUCGACCGCUUAAGCUGAAAAGUGACUGUGUGGAGGAAAUAGAAGAAGUUAUCAAAGGCAUUCGCCAGGACUACUCCUUAUCACUUGAUGACAAGGUAGUGUGGUUCCUCCGGAGGGAUGGAGAACCUGUCCUGAGCAGUGAUGACAUGACCAAAGUUAUGCAAUCGCUGCGAGUCUCAGACAGUCCGGCUGUUCCUUAUAAUCCGGAGAUGAAUGGGACCUGCGAACGUUUUAUGCGGACUUUGUUCGGCAGUGUACGCACAAUGCUGACUAAAGUUGAUAAACGCCUCUGGUGUUACUGCGUCGAGUACGCUGGUGACUGCUGGGAUCGUUUACCGCAUAACUAUGCAAAAAUGCCUCAACAUGAUGGAAAGAGUCCAAUUGAAAUCUUAGAAGAAAGGACUGGUAGAAACUCAUCGAAGAGUUCAAUCGGCAUGCUCCGCCGAUUUGGUUGUCUAGUUUACUUUCGUGAACAAAUUCAAGCCAACACUCCUGAACCCAAGCUCUCGGCCAAGUACCGCCGUGGCGUCUUCCUUGGACUCUGUCCGAAGUCGUCUGGUUGGUUGGUUGGAACUUUCGCUCAUGACGAUCGUUGCAAGCUUGGACAUCGAUGGGCGGAAUACUCUACCCUAGAUGUAAAGUUCAGAGAGGACUAUCUAAUUAAAAAUAUCGAUUGGCUUUUGCCAGAUCAGAAGGGCAUCUACAUUGAGUAUGACGAACUGGAAAAUCUGCAGAGUGGCGCGUCGUCGCUGGGCUCCCCCUUGCUUGGACAGUCAGUGCAAAGGCUGGAUCAUCAAUCGGGGUUCUCUGGCACGGAGCACAUUCCAGGUGGACCGACCGCGAUUUCCGACGAAUUAUUUAUUGAGACACUGGAUAAAGUAGAGGAAUCCAACGCAGCUGACUCUCCAAAAGGUGUUUCACUUGAGGAGGGGAAUGCUGAAGCGAAGGAUCGCGAGACAUCUGCUCCGCUAAGUCCGUCUAAGUCGAAAGCGCCUUCUCCAGCACGUGUUGUGGCAGGCGAACGCCGUACACACGUCAAGAAGCGUGGCCGACCAAAAGGAGCGAAGGACAAAGCAGGCAGCAGGGUUCGAAGAACAAAGAAACAGUUAGAAGAACUGAGAAAGAAUGUGGCGCUGUUCGCUAGUGCAGUAGGUGGCACGUGUGAAUUAGACGAAGAUGAGGAAUUCGUCGAAUCAUAUGUGAUUUUGUCCGUUGCUCAAGCACUCAAGUCUCCUGAUGCCGACAAAUGGCGGGAGGUUAUUGACAAAGAGCAUGCGAGACUGCUAGCCUUUGAGACGUGGAAAGAAGCUUCUGACGAGGAGCUUGCGACCGCGCGACAGGCUCUACCAAUUGCCAUAAUUCUAACUAUUAAAAGAUGUGGAAGAUACAAGGCUCGCGCUUGUGUCCUCGGUAAUCUAGAUCGUUCAGGAGAGCUAAACACCUUUGCUCCCGUAGUUUCACACGCCGCUAAUAGGCUGCUCCUGACAUCUGCUGCGUCAGAACAGGACUAUGUGAUCCCGUUCGAUUUAGAUUCUGCGUUCCUCAAUGCUGAACUCGAUCGCGAUGUCUUCUGCCGUCUCCCACCCAUCUGGGCAGAGAAGCAUGGACGCGAGAUCGUGAAGCUCAAGAAGGCCUUAUACGGCUUGAAGGACGCACCACGAGCAUGGUUCAAGAAAUAUCACGACAUACUAGCCAGUAUUGGCUGGGAGCCGUGUGAUUCUGCGCCAGGCUUAUGGAGAAAGCCGAGUGCGAAGGUACCUGGGAAGUUCCUCAAGAUGUCAGUCUAUGUUGAUGACAAUCUUGCAACGGGUCCUGAUCUUGAUGAGCUCAAGACCGAACUAGAACUCAUCUUCUCGCGUGCCCCUGGCCGUGCGAUUGAUGUGGAGUCCGUUCCAACCCCUUGGGGUCAAACGUGGCUCAGGUUCGACUUCUUAGGUGCCAUCGUGUACUACUGCCGUGAAGCUCGAACAUUUCGGCUCAAUAUGGAGGAGUACAUUGAUAAAAUCGCAAAGAAAUUCGAAAUUGAUGUCGGAAAACCGGUUUACUCGCCCAAUUUUGACGAGUCGGCUUUUCUUGAGGAGGGGAUCAAGAUAGUCGAAGGGUAUCCCUUUCGUGAGGUAGUUGGUGCCUUGCUAUGGGUAGCUGUAACCGCGCGCCCGGACAUUUCUGUACCGGUGGCAGCAUUGGCUAGACAUGUCAGCAAACCCGCGUCAACAAGAAUGGUUAAAGCAGCCAGAAAAGUGCUAAAGUAUCUGGUGACAACGAGAGACCAAGGACUGGAAUACUCACCAGAACAAGAAGAAGAAUUCAAUAGAAUCUAUUCAAAGUUACUACCUGAAGGCAGAGAUAUGCCAGAGGUGAAUAUCUUUAGUGAUGCAGGUUUCGCCAACUGCGCAAAGACUAUGAGAAGUACAAGUGGAUCGAUCAUGUAUUUCAAAGGCGUUCCAAUUGCUUGGAGAAGUAACCGACAAACUGUCCGUGCCUACUCUACGGCUGAAAGUGAAUAUAUUGCAGCUUCUGACACUAUCGUGCUUAGUGAACUGCAUGACUUUACAGACUUCUAUAGGCCUCUACCAACUCAGUUGGUACACACACAGAACGGCUUGUCUCCCUCUUUAGACAAUGCUGUGCUCUGGAUCGACAACCAAUCCGCGAUCACAACAGCCAAAGCAACUGACACACGCCCGAAGAGUCGCCAUUAUGCACUUCGCUACUUGCGUGUGCGUGAUGCGGCCAGUAAGAUAGUUUUCUGUCCAACUAACUUAAUGAAGGCUGAUGGCUUAACUAAGUUAGAAUGUAGUUCGUCUCAACGUAGACUACUACUUCACCAUAUAGAUAACCCGAUAACUAAAGUUGAGUAUGAUGAUUGUGAUUCCUCAGACGAUGAAACGAAUGGGGAUGAUUUAGCUUACUAUAGUGUAGUAUAUUCGGUUUACUUUGGUUUCUAGCCGAGUAUACCGUAGCCAUAGAAGAGUAGUUAGGAGAUAUGACUUCCGUGGUAGUCCAGAAGACUAGGGACUUCGACACGCAACGAUUGAGGAGGGGUGUUGGUCAAGGUCAUAAUCCUAAUGGAUUCACAAAGAUCACAAGGAUAAAGAUCAGCAAAAUGACCAAGAUCGCCAGGCAAAAGGUUACCGGAGCACCAUCCAAACGCCCGACGGGUUUACCGUCGCGCGGGUGUCUCUGGCUUCUCCUCUCUCUCUCGUUUGUGGCUCAAGCCUCCCAAUACAGUCAAGGACAAAACAGCACCGGAAUGAUCUCAAAGAUAACCUACAGACCUAAAUGCAUAUAGUUCCAAAAUCAGUGAUCAUCAGGCAAAGGACCUUCAACGUAUUCAGAUAGCAGGAAUGGUGAAUGUUUCAUAGCUGUAAUCAGGUCCAUAACGUCUUGUCAAGUUCUGAUCAAUGAUGGGAAUCAAUGUAGGAUGAUCGUAUGAAUCAAUGAUGAUAGCAUAAGCGUUUCCGUAUGAAGCAUAUGAGAGCUUCCCCAUGCUACAUGAUAUCCCAAUGAUGAAGCUGAGACUUCCUCCUUGUAACCCCAAUGAACAUCCACAGGGAUCAAAGCAGCCAGAGAUCAUUAGUCUCAGGCUGUGAGUGCAAAUUGUGCAAACAGUAUCACUCUCAAGUGUUUCUCACCGAGAAACUAGAUGCGACUUAACAGUCUGUGUUCGAAUGUAUCCAACACAAACUGAUAGGGAAAAAUGAGAAGGAUAGAACGAAGUGAACUCAUCAUCUCGAUGGGAGUAGAAGAGGAAUGGUUAUUUGUAGCGUCAUGCUGGUAGAAACUCGACUUCGUACUCCUAGAACUCCUUAUACAUAGAUUAUCAUGGAGCCGAGGAGGACACAUUUUAGACCGAGAUGAAUUCAUCACAUAUUAAUCACAUAUUCUUCCUGGUUCUACUUCUCGUUCUCCUAGUACAGCUGCAUAGCUGUAUCGAAUCCAGGCUAAAUGCAGGCUAAAUGAAGCUAAGCUUCUAAUCCAAAUUGAAUCGAAUCCUUUGUUUUCUGAGGAAAUUAGAACCUCUUCGGCAUCGUGAUAUCAAUGCGGAAGCAAUGGAAUUAUCUAGCGAAUUGGAAAGCGAUGAUACGAAUGUUAUGGGGCUCAGCUUUUGAUAUUCAUCAUCUCUAGUCAGUGGUCACACUCACAAUCUCAAUCUCGACAUCUUCUGGAUAUAACAACAAGUAGAAGUACAACAACACUAGCAACUAGAAGCUUAUUUUCCACGUAUACUAAAAACGCACAGCAAAAAGUACUACAGAGUGGUCAGAGACGUUGAGGAAAUAUAAAUUGGAAAGACGGUUUCUAGUGUGUAUGGUUCCGGUAUUUGGUAACCUGAAUUCGAUCGCAAGGGUUCUCUUGUUUUCCCUUAUGAUCAAACUCAGUGGAGCUACACUCUUCGAAGAACGGCACUUCUUCGCAGCAAGCUACUGACGCUCCACACUCUUCUAAGAACGGCACUUCUUCGCAGCAAGCUACUGACGCCUCUCUUCGCCAGGUGUGGGAAAGGAAUUCGCUUACCUACUUCAGCGAAGAGGAUCACAAGAGGAAUUUCAUCUUGCAUGCACUUGUGA